ACCCAUCCUGUUUGGAGGAAAAGAAAAGAAAAAAUGGAUAGGUACCAGAGGAUGGAGAAGCCAAAAGCAGAGAUCCCAAUAAACGAAAACGAAAUUAGGAUCACAACGCAAGGCUUAAUCAUGAAUUACAUUACCUAUGCCACCACUCUCCUCUUAGAGAAAGGGUCGAGUGAGAUAGUUCUUAAAGCAAUGGGAAGGGCCAUUAACAAGACUGUGAUGAUUGCAGAGCUAAUCAAGAGGAGAAUCGCUGAUCUUCAUCAAAUCACUUCGAUCGGAUCAACCGAUAUAACAGACAUGUGGGAGCCUCUAGAAGAAGGCUUGCUACCCCUCGAGAUUACCCGUCAUGUGUCGAUGAUCACCGUUACAUUAUCGAAGAAGGAGCUGGAUAUCUCCUCCACUGGAUAUCAAGCUCCUCUUCAGGCUGAUCAAGUGAAGCCAAUAAAUGAAUAUGAAGAGGAUGGAGCUCCUGAGACUCCACAAAAGCCGCCACGAGGGAGGGGUCGAGGUGGCCGAGGAAGGGUUAGGGGUAAAGGAAACUAUGGAGUAGGGGAAUAUAAUGGUGGUGAUGGCCGAGGUGUAGGUGGCAAAGGUCGAGCACGAGGAAGAGGGCGUUCUUACAGGGGCCGAGGACGAGGCGAUGCCUAUGGUGGUGGUGGAUACUAUGGCUAUGGUGAAUCAGAUGCUCCCCAAGCCCAAGGUCGUGGGCGUGGCCGUGAGAGGGGAAGAGGUGGCUGUGGCGGCGGCGGUCGUGGUCGAUAUUCAAGGUCGGAUCAGGGGCCGAACCAAGCAAAAGCCGCUUGA
Messenger RNA from Hibiscus syriacus, 801 nucleotides. Its product is annotated as keratin, type II cytoskeletal 1-like. Gene Ontology annotation, molecular function: RNA binding. The transcript is spliced from 8 exons. Bases 34 to 801 code for a protein of 255 amino acids. NCBI's taxonomy places the organism in Eukaryota, Viridiplantae, Streptophyta, Magnoliopsida, Malvales, Malvaceae. The record is from RefSeq and is a predicted model, not a curated record.